This is a messenger RNA of Podospora pseudocomata, 1688 nucleotides long. RefSeq names its product rRNA-processing protein efg1. The transcript is spliced from 2 exons. Lineage: Eukaryota; Fungi; Ascomycota; Sordariomycetes; Sordariales; Podosporaceae. The record is from RefSeq and is a predicted model, not a curated record. The coding region runs from base 1 to 1335 and encodes 444 amino acids.
AUGAUCAUCGCCCGUUCCAUUUCCUCGUUUUCUCGAUACUAUUGCUGCCAACUUCGCCAGCUUCACAUCCAAUUGGGACUCUUGUCUUCGUUUGCACACGAGGUCUUACCCCGCCCCACUUUGACAGCCUCGAACACAUAUAGAAGCCCGAAUCCCCCCAAAGCCGUCCGCCUCAUCAGCAUCAUGCCUCCCCCCAGAAAAGCAAAACGCAAACUGGGGCAGUUUGUCAAUGACACGAUAGCUCAAGCUCAGGCAUCUCCGAAAAAGCUCAGACAGAAACUCACUCGCAGCCCUGUUGCGCCUAUGAGCACCAUGGCGACAGCAACGGUUUCUUCUUCGGCUGCAAACGACGACGGCAUCGAUUACCAGUCCUUGGCAUUGUUUGUUGAGCAGCAGAUGAAAGACCCAAAACCGAUCACACCUCUCCAACGUAGGGCGCUGACUGAUUUGACUUCUUCUCUCAAGGAUGAAGAGCCUGAUACUGGUGGUCAUGACUGGAUCAGCUUAUUGCAGAGAUACAUCGACGCCCACAAGGCCAGAACCGAAAAUUCCAUCAUCUACAAAGACGAAGCCAUAUCCGCAGCUCCAAGCACAAAAUGGAACUGCAUACUAAUCUUUUCCCGCUCCAUCGGCUCUCAACCACUUGUUUUUCCCCAGCCAGAGAAGCUCGUCCAGAAUGGCUUCGCCAAGAAGAAGGACGCGAAGAAGUACGCGGCGAAAUGCUGCGUCGAAUGGCUGAUGGCAGAGGGGAUGAUGCCAAAGGAUGGGAAAAGCGUGACGUUCCCCCAUGCCUCGAAUAAGAUGAUGGCUUCGACGAGCAAGAUCUACAGCCCCUUGUCAUCCCAACCGUCAUCCCCCAACCCACAUGCUGCUGCUCAAGGGGGACAUUCUUCCUCAGCAACGACAACACCCACCCAGUCAUCCCCCUCUGAACCUCCUCCCCCGCCAAAGCCAACAGACUCGACCACCUCACUACUUGACCCCCCGGGCGGAGCCCCUCUUGACCCUCCACCGGAUGAUGAAGAGAAUGACACUGCACCAGGGGAAUUACCUUCUAAGAGAGUGGCUGCGCUGUGUGAGAAAUUGGGGUUUCGACCGCCGAGGUAUGUUUUGAUUGCUAGAGCUGGUCAGGAUGCAGUAUUCGAUGGGCAUGCCGACAUGGGGCCUGACAGUUGGAUCAUACCUGAUGGGGUGGGGGAGAAGGGCUUUGGGAGGGUGGAGGGGGUGUAUGGUAAGAAGUUUGCGAAGGAUAUGGUUGCGCAGAAUAUACUGGGUAUUUUGGAACAGGAGGAGAGGAAGAGAGCUGGUGAGGUGAGGGGUGUGCUGGGGGGAUGAGUUGGCGGGGAAACUAAUGGGGAUGGGAAAGGGUGUGGUCAAUGUUCGGGGAGGUCGAUGCCGAGAAACUGACCAUGAUGAAAGUUGAAGGGCAGAAAAGCAUUCCAUUCUGAGCGGUGAAAGGCUUCUAUUUUCUCUUGCUUUCAUGAUGGGCUGGUUUUGGUGGGAGCUUGGCAUAGUAUCUGGUGAUGAAUCUUCUUCAGUUUAAUGUAUGAUGGCCGACACGGUCAAAUUUUCCACGAUGCGUUGCAGCCAGCCUCACCAUGUAAAAUAUAACUUUGUAACAACCCCCCUGUCCUGCUCGUUGACAUCCCUUCUUGGCUUGUUGACCUUGACCCCACGAGUAAACUGGG